Molecule: messenger RNA, 2923 nt
Organism: Rhipicephalus microplus (southern cattle tick)
Lineage: Eukaryota; Metazoa; Arthropoda; Arachnida; Ixodida; Ixodidae
Product: serine/threonine-protein kinase haspin homolog
Biological process (GO): mitotic cell cycle; intracellular signal transduction
Cellular component (GO): nucleus; cytoplasm
Molecular function (GO): histone H3T3 kinase activity
Source: RefSeq, a predicted model, not a curated record
AGCGCGCCACAGCUGUUUGCGUCCGCAAUGGGGAUCACGAUGAAGGCUCCGCAGCCCUCGCUACAGCCUCGUCGCUGCACCGUUAUCGCGCCUAUAUGAUGCCUACAAUCCGAAUCCACGUGCCUCUGACGUCAGAGCCAUUACGUCUGAUUGUGGCCCCUCUUCCGACCACGAAGUGCCACCGUGCGCCGGUGUGUGUGCACUCGUGCGGGCGCAUGUUUCAAUCGGCGAUGCGAACUACGUUUUCGGUCCACUACUAGUGCGGUGGACGUUAGCCAAGAAGAAAGUAUUGGUGGCGCCAGUUUUUUUUUUUUCCUUUGCUGCAUCGAGUUUUCAAGACGCAAAUUCAUUACGUCGGCCAGCGCAUCGCAGAAAACCGAGAGUUGCCGAGUCUACCGCUGUCACCAGGGUCGACUGCAACGCUUCGGCAAUCGGCACUCACCGGUGGCGGAACGCUUUCGCAGUGCACAAUAUUCAUCACCGCUCACAUCCGUCUGCCGGAUAUACCUCGCGUGCUGUCGUUCCCCCCAAAAUUGUCCUAUUGUGUGUUCCGCGUCGAAGCGCAUGACUGCACCUAUUUCACACCGGAGAUCAACGUAUGCCUAGGUUGACAGGCUGCCCCGUAUGAGUCGGCGCUCGUGCAUUCCUACUUGUACAGCCUGGGAUGACAAUAAUGCACUGUGGCGGUGAACGUUGGAAGAUUGUGACUCGUGUGCUUCAGGAUUUUGCGUCGUUUUUCACCAACCCGAGAGCCGCUAACGUUUAGUGGGCGCACUGACCUCCCUCUACUGCUGAUGGCGCUUCAGCCCUGCUGCGCAAAAGCGCAGGAACAAAGACAUUCUUUUGGAAGCAUCGUGGAAGGUGAAGCAAAAUUUAGCUCAAGCCAUGUUCACGAUGAUGACGAUGAUGAUCUGGAGGACUGCGACCUCAGCUGCUUUUUGGAAUCGAGCUUGCUUACUUUCGAUGACUCCAUCGACACUGCAUCGCCGUAUGUUCCGGUCACUUCGUCAGCCACCAAACCUUCACGCAUGUUCUCGGAGUUCCUCUUGCCCUGUGCCGAAGAACAACCAAACCUGUUGCCGAAUGACGAAGCGACAUCAAAACCGGUUGACCGCACUCUGGCCGAUGUGGUACCGAAGAGUCCCAAGCUUGAGAGGCCACAUGGCAAGUCAAAGAGCAAGCGGUCACCAACUUCAGCCUCGUCGCCAUCACGCACAAAGAAGGAGGGCAUCAGUAGCGUCUGCAGUGGAUCACGAGCAAAGAGCACCACGCUGUCGGGCCGAAGUGCCGAAGACGAGGAACUUGCAGCCCUGCAGGCGAGUGGCAACGUACGUUGUCCUCACAGCUGCCGCAAGUGCUACAACGACUGCAUGAACAAACUCAUGGCGCUCUGUGACAGCCAAGAAGUCGUGAAGUUCAACGAUGCUCUACGACAGCCGUUCAAGGCGAGCAAGCUGAGGAAGGCAGGCGAGACCGUCGACUCCGAAUCGUACAUGGUCGACACGGGCAGCAAAGCGCCGACGGCCACGGACACGGUCCUGCAGCUGUUCUCUAUCGACACGCACUCGCUCUCCAGAGUGUACUGCAGUGUGUUUAGCUGCAGGAAGCUCAGCGACCUGCAGAUGGGCCUUACCAACACGUGCUAUGGAUUCAAGACUAUACGCAGAAUCCUGUUGGUGGAUGACAACCUGCCAGAAAACUUUUGCAAGGCGUACGACGAAUACGCCCGUUCUCAUUCACGGUGCUACCAGCCACACCCUGAUAUGAGACCAAAGGAACAGCACUACCUGUUGGUGGAGAGUGACUACUGUGGUCCCAGUAUUCUACACUCUAAGCUGAAGCCCGCACAAGCGAUAAGCAUCAUCGGCCAGGUCGCGUGCACCUUGGCAGUCGCCGAACGGGAGCUCCAGUUUGAGCACCGGAACCUUCUCGAGGAAAACAUCAAGGUGCUGCCCUCUACCUCCAAGAACCACCACUUCCUCAUUGACGGCCGCACUUGUUGCGUCAAGGGAGCCGGUAUCAAGGUCACCCUUAUAGAUGACAACUUCAGCCGCCUGACUUACAGUACGUUUCUUACACCUUCAAGCAAAGACCUUCGCACGUCAUGGUGCAAAAUGCGCAACAACGAAAUAUUCUUGCGCAUGAGGAACUACAAUUGCGUCUACAAAGACAAGACUGCGCAAUACCUCACCCUGGAACGGAUCAUCAAGAACCGCUGGGACUUGUUUCACCCGGAGACGAAUGCUCUGUGGCUGGCCUACCUGUGCGGCCACCUGAGCGACUACCUGACCGUGCCCAACCCUACCGGCGAGUGGCAGCGCAGGCUGGAGCUGCUCGCAUUCAUGCAGCGUGACCUGCAUCGGGUUCACUCAGCCGACGAGUUCGUGUGGCUGUACAUCAACAAGAUCGGCCAUGUUCACGCAGAUCACGGUUACCAGCCCCACAGUUGGGGCGGCCACCACCCGUCCGGUCCGCCAAUUUACACGGGCCUUCUCAGCCUGCUGCGCUGGAGAGACAAGAAGAAGAAUGAGGACGACAACCCACCGGGACAUUCGGCGAGUCCGCACGCUCAUCGUAGCGGAGCUUCCAGCGCUCCACCAGAACUCGAUAAGGAGCAGAAUAAAUAGUUACGCGUUCGCCGAGUGCUCGCCGCUGCUUCAGGCCAGGUGAUCUUGUGGCGUAUUCAAAGCGCACUAUAUGAUAAAUAGGCUCGAAACUUGAAGCACACCUUUCUUCUUUUUCUCUUGCAGGAGGAACAGUGUUUGUUUUCUAUAGUCAUAACUGAAUGCCUGCGGUUUUCAGGGGAACAUCUUCCCACAAUUCCCAAGUCCUAUUGGGCAUCAAGGCAAAACCCUUGUUCAUUUUUAUGUGCAACUGUAUUGUACUUUCGUGCACAAAUAAAGAAAAUGCGAUCAUUAAAAAA